AAAAAAAAAAAAAAAAAAAAAAAAAAAAAACGGUUUUGCGUUCAGACCACUUGAAAAAGGAAAGAAACAACAGUACUGCUCUCAAGUUUCAGGCGCGGGAGGUGGGUGCUUGCCACUACGCAACAAAACGAAGACGAGGAGGAAGAGUCAGGAGCCCACAGAAGCCAACACUUCUUUUUGUUUAGAGGACCCCGACACGCGGGGGUCACGGUGGGCUGAAUGGACACAUAGUGAAGACGCGGACCGACCGCAGCCUCGCAAGCUAAUUAGGAAAACCUGGUGGCACAAUUAAGCGCUUGGAGCGCACAAGAGCCUCUUUAGCUCCACGGUACCCUCGUCACCAUGAGUUGGAGUUUCCUGACGCGUCUUCUGGAUGAGAUUUCUAACCACUCCACCUUUGUGGGGAAGAUUUGGCUGACUGUGCUCAUCAUCUUCCGCAUCGUCCUGACUGCGGUUGGCGGGGAGUCCAUCUACUACGAUGAGCAGAGCAAGUUUGUCUGCAAUACGAACCAGCCUGGAUGUGAGAAUGUGUGCUAUGAUGCCUAUGCACCGCUCUCUCACGUUCGAUUCUGGAUCUUUCAGGUAAUUAUGAUCUCCACUCCAACUAUAAUGUACCUGGGAUUCGCCAUGCACAAGAUCGCCCGCAUGGACGACUCGGACUAUCGGCGGCCAGGCAAGAAAAAGAAGAUGCCCAUCAUCAGCCGUGGUGCCGUUCGGGACUAUGAGGAGGCAGAGGACAAUGGUGAAGAAGACCCCAUGGUUGCUGAGGAGAUCGAACAGGAGAAGCCAGACAAGGCAGAACCAAGUUUACAAGAGAAGAAGCAUGACGGACGGCGGCGGAUCCUGCGAGAUGGCCUGAUGAAAAUCUACAUAUUUCAGCUGCUGUGGCGCUCAGCCUUUGAAGUUGGCUUCCUUUGUGGCCAGUACAUCCUGUAUGGCUUUGAGGUUAUCCCUUGCUAUGUGUGCACUCGCUCCCCAUGCCCACACACGGUGGACUGCUUUGUGUCUCGGCCCACUGAAAAGACAAUCUUCCUGCUGAUCAUGUACGUGGUGUCUUUCCUCUGCCUGAUCCUAACGAUCUUUGAAAUCAUGCACUUGGGCAUCGGCGGUGUCCGUGACUCAUUCCGCAAACGGGUCACACUCAGAUCGGAACAGCCUUCUUCCUUGCAUGCCAUAGCUUGCGCUCCACCAGGUUAUCAUGCCGCUGUGAAAAAAGGAGUCAAAGAGGAGCUGAGGAUCUUGCCAACAGGUGACCCUGGCAUGGACAGUUUUGGCCACAAGGGCAACUCAUCCCGUGACCUGGAACGAUUGAGUAAGCACUUGAAACUAGCACAGCAGCACUUGGACCAGGCCUACCACAUGGAGGAGGGAAAGCAUUCGCGCAGCAGCAGCCCUGAGGUCCAUACUGUAGCGCAGACACCAGCUGAGCAGAACCGCUUCAAUUUUGCCCAAGAGAAGCGGGCAGAUGCCAGCCAAAAAGGAAUACAUGCCUGAACCUGCGUCCUGGCUCAGUAUUCUGUCUCGUCAUUCCUACCAGCCUUUAUCACAUCAGGUGGGGGUGCUUCUGGUAAAGCAGUUGGACCUCUCAGAGACUAUUAUUGCGUGUGUGUGCAUGGGUGCGUAAGCGUAUGUGUCAACGAAAAAGAAUGUUCACUUCAGUAUUACGGCUGUUGAAAAGAAAAGCUGAUUCACCUUUUAAGGCUGUUGCAUCAUCAAUACAUGUUCAAUCAAACUGCCCAAGGCAGGUUCAUUUCCACUCUGGCUUGCUUUCUCUAUCACUUAUUUGGUCCUUAAUUUCAUGCCCAGUUCUGCCACCUAAGGUGGCCAGAUUCUUCUUUUUUUCACUAAUGAAACAGUACUUUUUUUGGAAGGUUUGUUGAUGCUACCUUGGGUAGAUGUUUCUGCAUUGGCGCCAAGAGUUGUUAUUCCAAGACUUGUAUAUUUCCUUUAUUGGGCCAAAUGUUGACCUGGGAAAUGCUUGAAUUCUUUAUACUUAAAAACAUUCCAAAGAAUAUCCCAAAAAUACUUUCAAUACAUUUCAUUCACUCAUAAUUCCCCCCCCCCCCCCC
This is a messenger RNA of Corythoichthys intestinalis (scribbled pipefish), 2069 nucleotides long. Its product is annotated as gap junction gamma-1 protein-like. Gene Ontology annotation, molecular function: gap junction channel activity. The transcript is spliced from 5 exons. The record is from RefSeq and is a predicted model, not a curated record. Lineage: Eukaryota; Metazoa; Chordata; Actinopteri; Syngnathiformes; Syngnathidae. Gene Ontology annotation, cellular component: connexin complex. Bases 343 to 1494 code for a protein of 383 amino acids. Gene Ontology annotation, biological process: cell-cell signaling.